AUGAGUUCCAUCGACAAGGUCUUGGCGCGCAUUGAGUCCAACUUCGAAUCCAGCCUCGACCGCCUGUUCGAUCUUCUCAAGAUCAAGAGCAUUUCCACCGACCCCGAAUUCGCCGCCCCGUGCCGUGAAGCAGCCGAUUGGCUCGCCCUCGAGCUGAAUUCGAUCGGAUUUGAAGCGUCCGUGAGGGAUACCGCCGGUCAUCCAAUGGUUGUGGGUCACCGCAAGUCGGGAAAACCCGGACCUCACGUAUUGUUUUACGGCCAUUACGAUGUUCAGCCCGUCGAUCCGCUGGAACUCUGGGAGCAGGACCCGUUCGAGCCGAAAAUCAAGACCCGUGAAGAUGGCAGCAAGGUCAUCGUUGCCCGGGGCUCUUCGGACGACAAGGGGCAGUUGAUGACAUUUGUCGAAGCCGCGCGUGCCUAUAUCGAAGAGACCGGAGAUCUGCCGAUUGACGUAACGAUCCUGUUCGAGGGUGAGGAAGAAUCCGGUUCUCCUUCCCUGGAACCGUUUCUCAAAUCACACAAGGAGGAACUCUCCUGCGAUCUCGCACUUGUUUGCGAUACCGGCAUGUGGGACGCAGAAACGCCUGCCAUUGCCGUGAUGCUGCGCGGUAUGGUGGGAGAUGAGAUCAUUGUAAAGGCGGCAAGCCGUGAUCUUCAUUCGGGCAUGUAUGGCGGUUCCGCUCAAAACCCGAAUCACAUCGUCGCGGCAAUUAUCGCAGGUCUUCACGACGACAAUGGAAAAGUCACGCUGCCGGGUUUUUAUGAUGGUGUGAUUGAGCUGCCGGAAGAUGUCAGCAACAUGUGGGAUGGACUCGGAUUUUCCGUCGAGGAGUUUCUCGGAGAAGUCGGCCUGAAAUACCCGCGCGGCGAAAACGAUCGCAAACCGCUGGAACACCUCUGGUCCCGCCCGACUGUCGAGGUCAACGGAAUGUGGGGUGGCUACCAGGGCGCAGGAUCAAAAACCGUCAUUCCCGCACAAGCCCAUGCCAAGUUCACAUUCCGCCUCGUUGGCGAUCAGGAUCCGGACAAGAUCCAGGCAUCUUUCCGCGACUAUGUCCGCUCCAAGGUGCCCGCGGAUUGUUCGGUCGAUUUCAUUGCCAAGGAAGGCAGCCCUGCCCUCAGGCUCGACUUCAAGAUGCCUGCUCUGGAGAAAGGCGAAAUCGCCUUGAAGAAAGAGUGGGGCAAGGACGCUGCACUUACCGGAAUGGGCGGCUCCAUUCCAAUCGUUGGUGAUUUCAAGCGCAUGCUUGGCAUGGACACGCUGAUGAUCGGAUACGGGCUGGAAGACGACCAGAUCCAUUCGCCGAACGAAAAAUACAACCUGACCAGCUUCCACAAGGGCAUUCGCUCCUGGGCGCGGGUCCUGGAUGAAUUGUCGAAGAGCUAG
Messenger RNA from Effrenium voratum, 1389 nucleotides. Lineage: Eukaryota; Dinophyceae; Suessiales; Symbiodiniaceae. The record is from the annotation of a GenBank genome assembly.